CCUGGCCAUUGACCGAGCAACCCAACGUUCCUACCAGCUCCCUCCGCAGGAAUGUGUUAGUUUACUCUCUACAUGUUCUGGGAAUGCAUCUAUUGCAGGUGACAGCUUUUCACUGGUGGAACUUUUCGAGAAAAGCUCAAAUCUCCGUAUGACUAGUGAGAGGCGUUUUCUGUUGGCAUAUACCAGUGAUGUGAGUUGUCGAGCGAUGCGUGCAGAAUAGUGACCCCCAAGGAGCAUGAAGCCAUCCAGUAACGUCACAAUUUUCAGACAGGGUCUUCAUCCACUUUGACCUAUCCCACUGAAUGCACUUGCGGAGUCACAGGCACUCAAAAGGCAUGGUUUGAGGGCGAUACAAGGAAAAUGUCUUGUCCAAGAUUUUGAGCAAACGGUGUGACUUGGGGUGUAGCGUUUCUUCUGUGCAACUCCCGUAUGUACUGUCGGCAUGUUGAACUUCUUUCGCGCAGUACGUAGUCAACUGCUAAUCAGGGGUGCGGGGGAAGGACAACAAACUAAACGUAAAAAGCUGAGCUUGUAUCAACCAGGCGGCUGUAUUUAAGAAAAAACCGGCACCACUUCAGAAGUCCACAUUCUGCCCGAAGGAAUGCCCACAAAUGUCAUAGAAAAGCUUGGCACCAUCAGAAAUGUUCUCGCUUUCAUGGAUGAACUAAGAAAACGUAACAGGCUACAUUUUCUUGAAAUACAAUAAAAAAAAUGGGUCAUGGAGUUGAAAACCUCUUAGUUAUUUUUAUAAUGCUGCAAUCAAGACAAUUUCCAUGUUAAAAUGUUGCAAAAUAUAUACACACUAAUUUUGGCUAUUUUGUAACAAAACACAGCAAACUUUCUUUCCAGCACAAUGAAGGUAAUCAUUCCCACUUGAAAAGUGCCCACUCAUCAUACAUGAUCAUACAUGUUUAAAUAAAAUAUAUACAAACACGCAGCGCUUUACACAACAUCGUUGUGCAAAUAUAUGGAUACCAAUCAAUAAAGACAAAUAAAUGGUUUACAGCCACAAAUAUAAAAGGGCCGCAAGGCACGGUGCCCGGACAAAUUUGCAAGUUCUCUGCUAAGCUCGUCGACAGGAGAACGGUUCGCAACAAAUAUGCGGAUCGCGUGCCUACUGCUGCUGCUCCUCGGCGCCCUAUGUCAGGGCCACGCAGCGCCCGCCGAUGGCGCGCAGGACGACGUCCAAGCACAGGAGGACUUUGACGCCUCGCGGUUCCUGGGCACGUGGUACGUGACCGCCUUGGCCAGCAACUGCAACUACGUGGCCAAAUACACCAAGCUCAGCACGAGCUUUAAGAUGGAGAUGGAGGCCAGCGAGGAGGAAAACAAGUUUACCGUCACGUCCACCAAGUCCAAAAAUGGCGCAUGCUACCAGCAUGUUUCCACCUACGAGCUGAUUGAAAAUGGGAAAUUCUUCACCAUUACAAAAUGGAGACACUCAAGGCACAUGACCCUGACGGUCUUACGCACCGACUACGAGACGUACGGAAUACUCUACUACGGAAAAGUUAAGGAGGGCAAAAUCAUACGGACCAUGCGCAUGCUGGCCAGGUCACCGGACGUCAGCGAGGACCUCAUGAACGAAUUCCGCAGUUUGAGCCUGGAGAUGGGACUCGCAGAAGAGAACGUCUUCUCACUGCCUUACACCGACGAGUGCAUCGCUGGAGAACAGGGUUUGAUUCCGGUGCCACGCACUCUGUAGGAGUAAACAACCUCCAAUAUCUACCCGCGUAGAACAAGCCGGAUCCUCAUUAAAAGACGUGUUCAUCGCACAUAUAGACGCAAAUUACAUCAAGCAUGUGAGAUAUGAUGACACACGGCAGAUUAUUAUUUCCCAUGGCAGUGCUUGCACUAUCGUUGUCAGUUGGCACGUGUUGGCUGUCGGUAUUUCCAGAUGGAAUACCUCCAUGAUCAUAUUCUGCCGACUUUAUUUUAGAACUGUAACGUAUCUCAAAAGGAGAGUGUGAAUGACUGCCACAUUGAAAUUACGAAAAUAAAGCUGAUUUGUGCACUGCA
Petromyzon marinus (sea lamprey) is the source of this 2019-nucleotide messenger RNA. RefSeq names its product protein AMBP. Lineage: Eukaryota; Metazoa; Chordata; Hyperoartia; Petromyzontiformes; Petromyzontidae. The record is from RefSeq and is a predicted model, not a curated record.